AAAUGGCAUCUACCACAUUCAAUCAAAGGUGAAUCAAAUUCCUGAUUAGAAAAAGCCAUAUUGGUCCUUUCUUACUUCAUUUCUCUCACUCUUUCCAAUACAAAAUUACUCCAACUUAUCUUCCAACUCAAAACCCAUAUAAACCAUCCACACACGAAUCUCUAAAACACUUCCCAUUCACGCCUUCAUUUCCUACACCACUCCCCUUACACUAUCAAACCAUGAACCUAAACCACCUCUCUCUAUCUCUUCUCCUCCUUGUCUUUCUCCUCCCACCCUCCCACUCCCAAGUAUGUCAACGCUUCUGCGGUGACAUCCAACUCCGCUACCCGUUUGGAGGCGGUCCAGGGUGUGGCGACCCUCGGUUUGUUAAACACGUUACAUGUAACCAAAGACAACUUACCUUCAUCACCCACACCGGCUCUUACCCGGUCACCAACAUCGAUUACGACAAUGAGAUACUCUACGUCUCGGACCCUACUAUGUCCACCUGUUUUUGUACUCAGCCUAGCAAAGGGUUCAGCUUAGACUGGGAUGCUCCAUUCUCUUUCCAUGACAGUAGCGUCUUUGCAUUGCUAGACUGUUCAUUGGACUCCUCCCCUAUGUAUAAAGGUGCUAUCAAUGGAAACAUCACUAAUGUCCCGCAGUGUGAUAACACAGGUACCACACUCUGCAGCUCGAUCUACUCUUGCCAGCCUAUCAGCCAGCUGAACGUCCCAAUCUCCACGUGUUGUGUGUACGCACCUGUGGAUCUCGGGCCUGCCUUCGAGAUGGACCUACAGAAGGCACAGUGCAAGGCAUAUACUGCAGUUUACAGCUUCAAUGAUCAGGAAACUAAUCCCGAAGCAUGGAAGUAUGGAGUGGCAUUGAAGUACAAGUUCAAUGUGAAGAAUGAUUAUCCAGUUUAUUGUAGCAACUGUGAGAGGAGUAAUGGGGUUUGUGCUUACACUGGAACUUACAACACUUUUGUGUGUAACUGUCCAAAUGGAGCCAAUACAAGUACAGACUGUUACUUUCAAGCUUCUUGGAAUUCUGGGCUAAGGCUUGCUCCUUGGAUCAAAGGAAGCUUGUUCCUGUAUGCUAGUAUACUGCUGCUGUUCUGGAUCUCGUUCUAGAAUUAUAUAAUUACAGCUUAAUUUUAGAAAACAGAACCAGAUCAGCUACUGAAGUUCUUACCCCCUUCAUUUUGUACUUUCAACUUCCAAAAAGAUAAGAUUUUUGGGUGUAUGAUUAUUUUUUUGGGUUUAUUUUAAGAAAUUGAGACAAGUAAUUGUAACAUAUGGAAAUGCAAAUAAAUAUAACAUAUUAGAUAUUA
Beta vulgaris subsp. vulgaris (sugar beet) is the source of this 1315-nucleotide messenger RNA. RefSeq lists its product as hypothetical. Gene Ontology annotation, molecular function: polysaccharide binding. The record is from RefSeq and is a predicted model, not a curated record. NCBI's taxonomy places the organism in Eukaryota, Viridiplantae, Streptophyta, Magnoliopsida, Caryophyllales, Amaranthaceae. Bases 222 to 1115 code for a protein of 297 amino acids. The transcript is spliced from 3 exons.